AUGCCAACGUUGAUUCCGCUGGUGCUGACCGGACUGGAACAGUACCUCCGUCUUCCCCGUUCCGAGCGGCGCAAGACCCAAAAAUUGGGAACUAUCUCUUGCGUUUCGCUCAUCACCAAUAAGAUGAUCGGAACGGGCCUCUUCAGCACGCCUUCCAUCAUCUUCAAGUACUGCGACGGCAACGUGCCGUUGUACCUUGGCUUGUGGGUGCUUGGGGCGUUCAUUAUCUUCAGCGGACUCCUUAUAUAUUUAGAGUUUGCGCUCAAUCUCCCUUUGCAGAACGGUGGUGAAAAGAACUACUUGUUGAGGGUGUUCAAGCUGCCCAAGGGCCUUGCGGGCUGUGUUUACGCAUUUCAGAUGGUUUUCUUGGGCUUCAGCUCGGGCAAUUCCUUUGCAUUCGGAAAAUACAUCUGGUACGCUGUUUCGGGAAACCAGGUGGGCGAUGACGACUGGACUUCUAAGCUUAUCGGUGUGGUUUGCAUCACCGGGUGCAUCUGGCUUCACAUCCAGUUCCCGAACCAGGCCACGCUGCUUUUCAAUUUCUUGGGCAUGUUCAAAAUCGUGAUCUUGAUGCUUAUCAUCGCCAUUGGCUCCCUUGUGGCUAUAGACGUCAUUGGCAUUCCGGAGGCUCCCCCAGCUCAGAAUUUGCAUACGGGUCUUCUGAGCAACUUCUACUCGAUUUCAGUGGCUCUUCUUGAAAUUGUGUACUCGUUCAAGGGCUGGGAAAAUGCCAAUUACGUGCUUUCUGAGAUCGCAGACCCUUACCAUGUUCUUACUAUCGCUGCUCCCAUGGCCGUUCUCCUCGUGACCAUUCUCUACUUCUUGGUGAUCAUCAGCUACCUCAUUGUGAUUCCCAAGGAGGAGCUUUUGAACAGCGGUGUGCUUGUUGCCGGCAUUUUCUUCAACAAAGUGUUUGGAGAGUCUGUCACCUCCAAAAUGCUCCCGCUCAUGAUCGCCUUGCUGACCCUUGGAAACGUCAUGGUGGUGUCGUUUGCCCACUCCAUUGUCAACCAGGAGCUUGCACGCAACAAUUACCUCCCGUUCUCCAAAACGUUCGAAAACCUCAACUACUCUCUUAUCUUGCAUUGGUUCGUCACCGUGGUGAUUCUUGUGGGCCCGCCCAGCGCAGACGUCUACGAAUUCGUCGUCAACUUGUACAUAUAUCCCGGGACGUGGAUCAAUGUGGCCAUCACAGGUGGGCUUGUAUACCUAAAGCUCAAUGCCGAGAAGGAGGGAUGGGGCAGAAUGCGCUACAUCGAAGACUUGGAAAUUAUAGACGGCGAAGGGUUGCCCCUGGAGGUCUCCACCUCCGCAGAUACCGACUUGGACAGCACAUCCAUUCAAUCAUACAACCCGCAAGAACAGGAAUCGGGCUUCACUGAGUUCAACGACCUCAUUCUGAGCCACUCCCACCUCACCACCAAGCACAAGUCGUUUUCGGCGUCGUGGGUGUGUGUUAUUCUAUUCCUUGUUGCCAAUGUCUUUUUGGCUAUUUUGCCCUUCUUUCCCCCUCCCAAGGGUACAGUCAACUCUACUAUUCCAUACUGGUGCUUCCCGGUGGUUGGAACAGGGUGCCUUCUUAUCGGCGCCGUUUUCUACUUUGGACGUGAAAAGUACUAUUUGAAAAAAGGCUGGACCCCUCCUGUCUACGAGGACGAAUACCAAAACUAG
This is a messenger RNA of Candidozyma duobushaemuli, 1671 nucleotides long. RefSeq lists its product as uncharacterized. The record is from RefSeq and is a predicted model, not a curated record. Gene Ontology annotation, biological process: amino acid transmembrane transport. Gene Ontology annotation, molecular function: L-amino acid transmembrane transporter activity. The transcript has a single exon. Gene Ontology annotation, cellular component: membrane. The coding region runs from base 1 to 1671 and encodes 556 amino acids. NCBI's taxonomy places the organism in Eukaryota, Fungi, Ascomycota, Pichiomycetes, Serinales, Metschnikowiaceae.